This is a messenger RNA of Verticillium alfalfae VaMs.102, 1227 nucleotides long. RefSeq lists its product as hypothetical. Lineage: Eukaryota; Fungi; Ascomycota; Sordariomycetes; Glomerellales; Plectosphaerellaceae. Bases 1 to 1227 code for a protein of 408 amino acids. The transcript has 2 exons. The record is from RefSeq and is a predicted model, not a curated record.
AUGCAUUUCCACCAUUUGUCCCUUUGGGCUCUGGCCGCCUCGUCUGUGCAGGCCGUACCCCCCGCCCCCGAGAUCAACGUCGAUGUGCUCAUCAUUGGCGGUGGCGCCACCGGCGCAUAUGCUGCUACUCGACUCCAACUUCUUUGGUCGGGUUCAACGUCGCCCUCAACGUCUCGGCGCAGUCGCCUUUUCCCUACCACGCUUGUCGACUUCAAGACGGGGUUUGUCGUCCCGAAUGCCACGCCCACAAACAUUCUGUCGCUCCUCGGUCCCAUUGGCAACUACAUCGCAGCGGUGUCACCCUACACGGGCAUCGCUCAGGGCUACUAUGACAUUCCCCAGCCCGUCGACCCUCAGCUCCUCGAGCCGUUUUCCAAAUUUGUGGCCCGUAACAACAUUACGGCCGAGAUGAUGCAGCUUAUCUGGCAGUUCGCCCACGGCGUCGGCAACCUGUUCGACACGCCGACGCUCUACGUGCUCCAGAGCUUUGGCCUGCCGCACGUCCUCGGCCUCACGGCCGGCUACGUGUACUCGCCCGCCGGCAACCAGCUCCUGUACGACCGCGUCGCCGCCUUCCUCGGCAAAGACGUUCUCUACUCGAGCCGCGUCGUGUCGUCGACGCGCACAACGUCCGGCGUGACGGCCGUCGUCCAGGGGCGGUGCGGCACCCGCACCAUCCGCGCCAAAAAGCUCCUCAUCACGAUCCCGCCGACCCCCAGCAACCUGGCCGCCUUCGACCUCGACAACAACGAGAAGAAGCUCUUUGCCCAGUUCAGCGACAUUCCCUACCACGUCGGCAUCAUCCGCAAGAGCAGCAUGCCGGACCUGACCAACUUUUACAACGUCGACCUCCAGUCGCCGACCCUGCUGCCGAGCUCGCCCUUUGUCUUCCGCUUCGAAACGCCCGGCGUGCCGGGCUACCAGACGGUCAAGGUCAUCGGUGAGCCGAGCAACGCCAAGGCCCGCACCCUCGCCCUGACGGCCGCCAAGACGGUCGGCAACGCCGUCAGCGGCUCGCCCGGCAACCCCGACACGGCCGUCUGGGGCCAGCACAAGGACCUCGGCCUGCACGUCCCCAUCGAAGCCGUCGCCGACGGCUUCUACUCCAAGCUGUACGACCUGCAGGGCGGCAGGAACACCUGGUUCACCGGCAAUGCCUGGUGCUCCGACUACUCGCCUCUGCUGUGGGCGUACACGGACGAGAGAAUUCUGCCUAACCUUCUUUGA